AUGUACGCCCUUUUAGCGGCCUCGGCCGUAUGUGCAGCCCUCGUUUCUUCUGCUUCAAGUUUUGUGAUCGAAAGGCAGCAUUCACCUGCAGACAGCCUUCCAGCAGGAUGGUCGUAUCAUGGCUGCUUCCAGGUGCCACAGCUUUCUGAAGCAGCUUUUGUUGGCAAUGGGGAUAUGACACGUGAGAUCUGCGCCAGUUUCUGUGAGCGCAGGAGUUAUAAGUCAGCUGGCAUUGCUCAGGGCGAUGCCUGCUACUGCUGGAAUACCCCAGAAUCAGGGUUCAGUUAUUCGACUGAAGCUCAGUGCCUGCUGUCCUGCUCUGGCGAUUCGCGCCAAGCCUGUGGAGGUAGCAAUGCGCUGAGUGUCUUCACCAGUUUCAACCCUUCGGCGCCUCUGGAGCUCCGUGCUGCGCCUAUACGGAAGCGAAAAUGCGGCGGUAAACCCACUGGUUCAUCGUCUUCCGUUUCACAGUCACAGUCGUCAACAACCACAGUCCCAACUUAUCCAGUGACAUCUAUGUCAUCUUCCACCGCAUCAUCAACUACGGUGACCUCUACUGAAUCUUCAUUAACCUCGACGUCUACAUCUUCUGUUCAAUCAUCAUCUCAAUCUUCGGUGUCAUCCGAAACAAGCUCAUCGACCACUACUGCGUCAAGCAGUUCUUCCGUGUUACCAGACACAAGCUCUUCGACCACUGAUUCAUCAACCAUUUCUUCGUCUACCUCCACCUUUAGCACAACCACAGAGACUUCUUCCAUCCCAUCUACCUCAACAACCACAUCCUCAGAGUCUCUUACUUCUACGUUCUCCUCCAGCACAAGCACGGAGACUUCUUCUUCCGUCGUAUCUACAACGACAACCUCGGCGUCUGAAUCCAUUACCUCCACAUCGAGCUCAGCAUCCGAGACUAUCACCUCCACCUCAACAGAGUCAUCCACUUCGUCGUCCACUAGUUCAACCACAUCAUCAGCUACGGCAUGCGCAACGGCUACAGGAACAUACGUGAUCCAGGCUUCUAACUCUGGUGAUUUUACUGCUGAUGGCAAUUUUGCGCAGCUGCAGCAGGCAUUUGGAAACGGCUAUCGUGUGCUAUUUUCUGCGAACCGCCAGAAUGCCCAGCAGUUCCGCCUCAAUGCUGACUGUAUGACGUUUGCCACGGCCGACGGUGGUCUUAUUGCUAUGGUUGGAGACAACGCACCCCUGCACUACCAAUACUUCUUCCCUAGCGUUGAGGAUGCUCGCGCCACGGUGAACGUCGAUUGGGAAGUAGACGUAUGCUCAUUUAAUGCGGAUCAAACGGUGUCUUGUACUGUCAUGGGGCAAUCCAUCUUUCAGAUCACACAAGGAGAUCCUACGCUGGAGAUUGGUGACCAGCUCUACGGAGAGCCAAUCACCCUCAACCUGGUACCUGUUCCAGGAACGAUUUUCUGA
Messenger RNA from Neoarthrinium moseri, 1431 nucleotides. RefSeq lists its product as uncharacterized. The transcript is spliced from 2 exons. Lineage: Eukaryota; Fungi; Ascomycota; Sordariomycetes; Amphisphaeriales; Apiosporaceae. The record is from RefSeq and is a predicted model, not a curated record. Bases 1 to 1431 code for a protein of 476 amino acids.